CAGGUACUUCCACUGAGUCAAACUGCAGAUGAUGAAGAAGAACAGCAGCUCCUUCAGCCGCCUUGGAGGAACUGAAGAGGAGUCAAGAUUAAUCCAAAAGGCAAAUAUGGCAAACAUGUCCUCAUUCUCAUCAGACCUUCAUGACCUGAAUGAGCCCAUCAUCAACCACUCAGAGGGGCAACUGUUUCUGAGCGAAGCGUUCAAAAUUAUAGUGGAGGAGGUGCUCUGCAAGGGCACCGACGUCAACGAGAAGGUUUGUCAGUGGAAGGAGCCAGAGGAGCUGGCAGCGCUGUUGGACCUGGAACUGAGGGAGACCGGAGAACCCCAACAUCAGCUGCUACAGAGAAUAAAAGAUGUAGCCAAGUACAGCAUAAAGACAAGUCACCCACGGUUUUUUAACCAGCAGUUUGGUGGGGUUGACUAUCACUCCUUGGCUGGUCGGUUCCUCAGUGAGACUCUCAACACUAACCUCUUCACUUAUGAAGUGGCCCCGGUGUUUAUUCUGAUGGAGAGCGAGGUUUUGCGAGGGCUGCGUCUGCUGGUGGGCUGGACACAUGGUGACGGUCUGUUCUGUCCUGGGGGGUCUACGUCUAACAUGUACGCCAUGAAUCUGGCCCGUUACCAACUCUUCCCAGAGGUCAAAAGCCAGGGGCUGUGGGGUCUACCGCGACUAGCCAUCUUUACGUCUCCAGAGAGUCAUUACUCGGUGAAAAAAGGGGCUGCAUUUCUAGGAAUCGGCACAGACAAUGUCAUCUUGGUCAAAGUGGAUGAUGGAGGCCGCAUGAUUCCAGAGGACCUGGAUGAAAAAAUAAAACAGGCAAAAUCUCAAGGUGCAGUGCCCUUUCUUGUCAGCUGCACAUCAGGAACCACAGUGCAGGGUGCCUUUGACCCACUUGACCACAUAGCCGAUGUGUGUGAGAAACACAAGCUGUGGAUGCAUGUGGAUGCUGCCUGGGGAGGGAGUGUCCUCUUUUCCAAGCAACACAGACAUCUGAUGAAAGGGGUUGACAGAGCCAAUUCAGUGGCUUGGAAUCCACACAAGAUGCUCGUGGCUGGCUUACAGUGUUCAGUCCUGCUGCUGAGAGAUACCACGAAUUUGUUGAAGCAGUGCCACAGUGCCAAUGCCACAUACCUUUUCCAGCAAGAUAAGUUCUAUGAUGUGAAUCUGGAUGUCGGGGAUAAAUCGGUACAAUGCAGCCGUAAGGUUGACUGUCUGAAGUUGUGGUUGAUGUGGAAAGCUGUGGGCUCCAGUGGUUUGGCAGAGCGUGUAGACAAGGCUUUUGUCAAUGUGAGGUAUCUGACAGAGAAGAUGAAGAAAAGAGAAGGUUUCCAGAUUCUGAGAGAGCCAGAAUUUGUGAAUCUUUGCUUCUGGUAUAUACCACCAAGUCUGAGGGGGAAGGAGAAAAACGAAGAUUACCAAGAAAAACUGGCAAAAGUAGCUCCUGUCAUUAAAGAACGUAUGAUGAAACAAGGCUCAAUGAUGGUCGGAUAUCAGCCUCUGGGAAACAAAGUCAACUUUUUUCGCGUGGUUGUUUUUUCACCUCUACUUUCUACAAAAGACUUGGACUUCUUUCUUAAUGAAAUUGAGAGACUGGGAAACGAUAUGUGACAUCAUUUAUUCACCAUGUCAUCUUAUUGUACUUUACACCACUGAAUAUCAAUUUAAUAAUGCAACACAUGGUGAUCCUUGACUUAUCCAUCCUAUGACUUCUUAAACACUCAUGUCAUUUUUUUUUUUUUUUGUAGUUUAUCAGUCUUCAGUGAGAAAUGUUUAAAUAACUAGAAUGAUCUAUGAUAUAAAAAUGUAUUACUUAAUAAGUUAGUAACUAAAUGUUAAGUAAGAGUUAAUGCUGUUUUCUCAAAAUUGUGAUGCACUAAGAAACACACUGAAGAAUUAUUGUAGGCUCUGUGCUGACAUAUGCAAGAAUUUAUACUGUGAUAUGAGCCGCAAAAAAAUAAGUUAGUGAAAUAG
This is a messenger RNA of Sphaeramia orbicularis (orbiculate cardinalfish), 1972 nucleotides long. It is a transcript of the gene csad, whose product is annotated as cysteine sulfinic acid decarboxylase. Bases 29 to 1609 code for a protein of 526 amino acids. Gene Ontology annotation, biological process: carboxylic acid metabolic process; taurine biosynthetic process. Gene Ontology annotation, cellular component: cytoplasm. The transcript is spliced from 15 exons. The record is from RefSeq and is a predicted model, not a curated record. Gene Ontology annotation, molecular function: sulfinoalanine decarboxylase activity; pyridoxal phosphate binding. NCBI's taxonomy places the organism in Eukaryota, Metazoa, Chordata, Actinopteri, Kurtiformes, Apogonidae.